AAUCUCAAAAAUAUGUUUACUUCCUUAUUUAUUUAUAUUUGCUAUUAUUAUUAUUACUCCAACUAUCACAAAAUGGGAUAAUUCAGAUUCUGAGUACUCACAGGAAAAAUAGUUUGAUUCUAUGAAAUGCAGAUCUGAUUAUCUGAAUGCAUUUCGAAAGAGCAGGUCUUCAUUUUUACACAAAUGCGUGUUUCUGAUUUGACAUGGGGAUAAUCACCAGGCAUUUGCCUAAACGUGGAGAUGAUUUGUGAAUGUGGGGAUUAAAAUUGGAUAUUAGUUCUUAUUUCUCUGUUAAAGUAGAUCCAGAAAUAUUAAGAAGGACUCACACACCCAAAUAAAGUAUUUUUUAUGUAAGAAAAUCCAUUCUUGUUUUAUAUGCGUUUGUUUUUCAGCCAAAUUAGCUGCUAAAAUGCCAACUUCUCAAGGGCAAAGAUGGGGUCCGCGUGUUAUUUGUAGCCGUGCGUCCCGCUUCAUCUUCUUCACCAUGCGCCAACGGAGUUGCACUACAAUCUUGAAGACACCCCCCACUACAGAUGACCAGGUGUAAAAUACAAGUCUCAUGUUGAAGGCGAAAAAAAAAGGUCACGUGACAAUGGAGCAAGAAAAGAAGGGGGGAAAGAUAUGAAGAGCACGUAAAUGAUAAACAACAGAAAUAUUGUAACUUUUCUAGAAGGCAGACAGAGGAUGAGCUGAGAUUCCAGGUGGGAUGAGUGAGAGAGAGGACUCCACUGUAAAACGCACGUGAACAGAUAAAGGAAAGGAUGAAGCUGAAUGAACGCAGUGUGGCACAUUAUGCCACAUGCGAUUCACCCCCAGACAAAACAGGCUUUCUCUUCAAAAAGGGAGAGCGGCACACCGCUUACCAUCGGCGCUGGUUUGUCCUUAAAGGGAACAUGCUUUUCUACUUUGAGGAUCGCGACAGUCGAGAGCCGAUCGGGGUCAUCGUUCUGGAGGGAUGUACGGUGGAGCUGUGCGAGUCCGUGGAGGAGUUCGCCUUUGCCAUCAAGUUUGAUUGUGCCAAAUCUAAGGUGUACAAGUUGGUGGCUGAGAACCAGGCAUCCAUGGAGUCUUGGGUGAAGGCGCUGUCAAGAGCCAGCUUUGACUACAUGAGGCUGGUCGUGAAGGAGCUAGAGAGGCAGCUGGAGGAGAUCCAAGAAGCUGCAGGGGUUGGCGUUGGUGAUGGACAGCAGGGAAGGCCCAGACCAGCCCUGCUUAACCAAAUGGUACAAUCCAGGUCUGCAUCAUCUUUUCUAUCAUCCUCUGCAUCUUCCUUAUCAUCAUCGUCAAGUACCCCAUCCAUGACAACCCCUCAAAUGGCCCAGAAAAGCCACCAGGAAGAAGUCCAGCUGACCUCUAGGAGUUCCAAGGAGAAUGGAGUUAUAUGGAGUAAGCCUCCCGCCUCCUGGGCCAACGGCUCUGGGGAGGGAGCACCACCAUCCUGUGCAGUCUGGGAAGGCUCUGCAGAUCCUGGGGUUCCCCCAGUGCCACCUCGGAGGAGAGGAGCAUCACUGGAGAGUCCAGUCUCCCCUGGCACUGGCUGCUUUUCCAAACUUCAUGAUUGGUACGGUAAAGAGGUGAUGGAACUGAGAGAGCUUUGGCUCCAGAGUCAGUGAAGUCACACGGGUGGAUUAUCGGGAAAUUUGAUUGUUUUUUAGGCCUCAGUUUGCCAUUUCUUUCAAGUCUCAAAACCUUCAAAACUUUCUCAUCAGAUGGCUUGAACCUUAUAGUAACAUUCAAUCAAUCAUAAUGUGCAUAAAAGCACGUUUUAGCAUUCUUGUCUGGCACAAGAGAACAGUUGUGUCCCGAUUUUAACACUAAUCUUUUUCUCAAUUAAAGUAUUUGUUCCACUUUUAUACAGUUUCUUUACACUGACAGUUAAAUAUGUACGUAAAGACCUACUCCGAUCAUCAUUUGAGCUAUUUUAAUAUCGUUAGCAGUGGGCUUUUAAUUAUGAUCAUGCUGUUUUUAGGCUAAAUUAAUGGAGCACAGCAAGGAGCGUGUGUCCUGCCGAUUACAGCUUCUACGUCACAAAUACGCUUUUUUAUUUCAAACAGCGUUUUUGUCUACUCCUGAUUCACAAUGAUUUGGAUAAAAAAGGCUAUUUUGAGGUUAAUUUUCCUAAUAAAUGUCCAUUAUUAGGAAAUAUCAAUUUUUAGGAAAAUGCCACAAGAACAUGUUAACACCCAAAACCUGCUUUUCAUCGGAGUUGGUCUUUAAAAUUAGAGCCUUUUAUCUCACCUAACACUUUAUCAGGCACUUGUCAUCUCAUCUGUCGGCUUGAUAAGGAUAAUGACCUUAUAACGAGUCAACCUGCAGAACUCAAAGCUCUACAUACGACCCAACAUACUGCUGCACGACUGAUUUUUAAUUACCAAAAAUAGGACACAUCACAGCAGUGUUCAGAGUCGUGGACUGGCUUCAUAAGGGUCCCCACAUGGGGUUCAACGCCUUCUGGCAUUUCCUGCAGGGUACCUGAACACCUUUAUGCAGGUCUGCAAUCUAACAAUGAAUGAAAACUGAUGGUCCCUGCAGGUUUAUUGUGAUUCUUUUGGAAUUCACCUGGAAGAAAAGCUUCUGCUAACAUGCUGCUAAGUAACUAAAGAUAAACCUGUGUGAAAAAUAGUUGCUCAGGCCUGCAUAUGAUUAAUAUAGUCCAUUGGAGAAACCUUUUGAUCGUGUUCCCACCUUUUGAACGCGUUUAGCCUCCAGAUACACUCAUUCUAGCUUGUGGGGAGAAGAUUUUUUAUUUUUUCAUUUACAACUUGAAAAGAGAAUUCCCUCUGUGUUGAAGGCAGAGAGCUUGAAAUUGAAAUGUUUCUGUGGCCCAGGUGGCUUGACAUUUUACCUAUUAUUUGGUGCUCCUUAAGACGUGGCCGUCUUGGUGAUUAAAACCGCUUCAAAGGCAUAAAUAAGGAAGUCAAAUGUUUUCAAGUCCUAUCAAAAGCUUCACACAUAUUUGCUGUAGUGUUUUGAAGUUCAUCUUUCUCCAAAGACUAAUGUCGGAACAUCCUCUCUUCAGUCCCCAGAGAUCAUGGUGGAAGCUGGAUGUCAAGCUCCGAGCAACACACUUUUUAUUUUUAGCUCCUGUGUUAGCGGCCAUGAUGUUUGGUCGUUAUUGCCCCCCGUGACCAACGUCUUCUUCUGUUCAUAGACAGAAGGCAGUUUGUCCGUCAAUUCACAGACCAACCACUGCAAUAAAAAUAUAUGCAAUUAAAAAAACAGUUCCUUUUGGUGUCUGUAAUCUAAAGGUUACUGAAAGAUGGAGCUCUGUCUAUACUGAAUAGAGAAACUAACUGGUGUGUUUGAAAUAAACAAAUGUUUGACUUUCCUCAGCUUUUUAAUACUAGAUUAUAUGUUGUUUUCUUUUAUAUGGAGUUCAUAUAAUUAUGAAUAUAUGCGUGCCUUCUUAUACUUUUUUCCUGCUAAUCUCGGUACAAUCUUAUCUUGAUAAUAGCAGACUGCAUUGGUUCACAGUGAAACCAUUUCUGCCAAACACUUGACUCGUGCACAAAACAAAGGCUUGAAGAAAAUGGAUCAAAAGGGGAGAUUUUUUUAUGGCAAUCCUUGUACUUUCAACAUGUAUUCUUUAAAACUGUUGUAUUACUUUUUCCAAUACAGUCAUCAAUAGUUACUGACUUACAGAGAAGAAAUGAAUGUCUGUAAAUAAUGUUUGUUCUCUUGAAAUGCAUGAGAAAAUUGUUUUACAUCAAUCUUUUGUUUUUUUCCUUAAUGUGUUGUGAUAAAUAACCAGUGUCAGUAAUCGCUUUUGUACUGAAAGAUUUUUACAAACCCAUCAAUAAACCUUGUUGCAAUACUUAGAAAAA
This is a messenger RNA of Oryzias latipes (Japanese medaka), 3824 nucleotides long. RefSeq names its product PH domain containing endocytic trafficking adaptor 1 (gene pheta1). Gene Ontology annotation, cellular component: trans-Golgi network; recycling endosome; early endosome. Lineage: Eukaryota; Metazoa; Chordata; Actinopteri; Beloniformes; Adrianichthyidae. Gene Ontology annotation, biological process: receptor recycling; endosome organization; retrograde transport, endosome to Golgi. The record is from RefSeq and is a predicted model, not a curated record.